UUUGGUAUGGUGCAUAACUUUCUUGGCGCGAUGGAAAACCCGUUCAAGACCCACAAGCUCUGGAAAGGUGCUGACGAUGAAGACGUACAAGAAACCCUGGACGCGCUGGAAGCCUACAUCCUUGGAGAUGAACAGGUCUUCAACUCCAUUUUCAAGAAUGUCGGGGAGCCGUGGGAGAGGCGCGAUCACAACCUCUCCAAGAGGAUGUUCUGUCUGCAGUUUGUCAAGGCCGAGAACCUGGACAUCAAGAAGAUCCAUCAGAACCAUCCGGCUCUCACUUUGGCGAGAAAGAUGAUUCAUCAGAUUGAUGAGGUUCGCGCUCCGCAAGAGAAGAUUGAGUGCGUAUUCAGAGCAGCGAGGAUCAUUUACAGGAUGUUGAAUGAGACGAGCGGGGAGUCCGCAUCUGCAGAUGACUUCCUUCCGAUUCUCAUCUUCGUCGUUCUCCGAUCGCAAGCCUCCCGUCUCUACAGCUCCUUGGAUUACAUGGCCCAGUUCCGCAGGCCUUCAAGGCUCUCUGGCGAGCGCCACUACUACCUUGUUCAGCUGCAGACUGCCGUGGCCUUCAUCGAUCACAUGGACGCGGCAUCGAUCACGAUUAACCCGGAGGAGUUCGAGGUCAAGUACAAGAGCAGGGAGCGGGAGUGGGAGGAGAGGGGAGGGCAAGUCACCAUCGUCAGUGAGAGUGUCUCCGAUCCACGGGCUUGAGGCGGCUGCCAGAAACCGGCGGAGCCCAGUGGCCUAGGCUACCGUACACUGGCCGCGCGUCACCUCCAACUCGGGCAGAACUUAGUCACCUGUCGGGCCCGGGGCCAGC
Molecule: messenger RNA, 814 nt
Organism: Guillardia theta CCMP2712
Lineage: Eukaryota; Cryptophyceae; Pyrenomonadales; Geminigeraceae
Exons: 7
Coding region: 31-705 (224 amino acids)
Biological process (GO): vesicle-mediated transport
Cellular component (GO): cytosol; endocytic vesicle
Molecular function (GO): guanyl-nucleotide exchange factor activity; small GTPase binding
Source: RefSeq, a predicted model, not a curated record